Messenger RNA from Linum tenue, 1684 nucleotides. The record is from the annotation of a GenBank genome assembly. NCBI's taxonomy places the organism in Eukaryota, Viridiplantae, Streptophyta, Magnoliopsida, Malpighiales, Linaceae.
UCUCUUGUCAUCUCUCUCUCUCUCGAGUCCAAAGUGAGAGCCUUCCACAGCCAAGAUAAAAUACACACAGCGAAGUUCUUAACGAAGACUUUUCCUCAAAGCUAUAACGAUCGCCGUCGUUCGACGGACCCCUUCUCUCAUUUCCCCGAUCGCCGUGAUAAGUUUAUCAGGACAGAAACUAAUGAGUGAUCAUCUAGAUUCUGGUGCUGACCGGAAUAUAGAGCCUGAGAAUUCACUACCAACACAAGGUGCGGUGAUACUUCCAUCUUCUGGGAGUUCUUCUUCUCAGCCUGUUGAUAAAUCUUCUUGCUUUAUUGAUAUGGAGCGAGUUAGAGAAGAUGAUGUCUGCGAUGAAAAGGAGCCACUUCUUCAGACAGUGGAAUGCCGAAUUUGCCAAGAGGAAGAUAGCCUGGUGAAUUUGGAGGUUCCCUGUGCUUGUAGCGGUAGUCUAAAGUAUGCUCAUAGGAAAUGCGUCCAGCGAUGGUGCAAUGAAAAAGGCGACAUCAUUUGUGAGAUAUGUCGCAAGCCUUACCAGCCUGGAUAUACUGCCCCACCGCCACCUCCGCAGUCAGAAGACACUGCAAUUGAUAUAGGCUUCCUUUUCCUAAUGAAUUGUUACAUUUCUAUUUUUUGCAGUGAAGGUUGGACUAUUGCUGGCACUCCUUUGGAUCUCCGUGAUCCCCGAAUUUUGGCAAUGGCUGCUGCUGAACGCCAUCUUCUAGAGGCCGAGUAUGAUGAGUAUGCUGAUAGCAGUGCAAAUGGUGCUGCAUUCUGUCGAUCUGCUGCUCUAAUUCUUAUGGCUCUUCUACUCUUGAGGCAUGCUAUGUCUCUAAGCAGUUCGGAUGGUGACGAUGACGAUGAUGCUUCAACCUUUUUCUCUCUUUUCUUGCUGAGAGCUGCUGGGUUUCUUCUCCCAUGCUAUAUCAUGGCUUGGGCCAUCAGCAUUCUACAACGAAGAAGGCAAAGACAGCAGGAAGCGGAAGCACUUUCAGCAUCAGAAGUUGCCUUCAUGAUACAGGCAGGCCAACACCCAGGCUUGCAUUUCACAGUAGCUGCUGGUCCUGCAUUUACAACUCCUGAAGAAGCAGCACCUUCUCCACCGCCGAGACAUUCAGUUUAAGUGUCGAGUAAAUUUAUUUAUGGUGGUGGUGGAAAACACGAGAUUCUGUGAUUGUCCAUCCAAGUUGUACCAUCUUUAAAUUUGGACCUUUACUUGUGAGAAACCACCUACAUGGCUCUCCUGUGACUUGACCUGAGUGGGAUAUGUUUCCUGGACAUGUAUUAAUGUACAUAGGUGAUCUGUGAUGUAUCUGUGGCCGCCGUUUGUUUGUGCUGCUUUGGGAUCUACGUAAUAUCAGGGGCAGAGCUGUUGUUUCUUUAAAUGGUACAUGUCACACUAAUAUGUAUCUCUGAUCUUGCUGGUUUUGGUUCACAACUUGCUUUAUUUCUAGGUUGAUUAUACAGUGAGCUGCAACCCUGCAGAUCAGAAUGUGAUAUAAGACCAACCUGGCAGUAGUCUUUGCUUUAGGAAGUGUAGAAGUACCAACACCUUAACAGCUGUCUUGGCUAUAUCGUAGGAGCAUGACAGAGACUGCACAACCUUUUCCCGAUUAUACAUUGCCAACAACAGGUCCAUUUUUAAACUAGACAGUCAAAGAUGUCAACUGCUCGCGUUUAAUUUGGC